This is a messenger RNA of Papaver somniferum (opium poppy), 897 nucleotides long. Its product is annotated as protein INVOLVED IN DE NOVO 2-like. The transcript has 2 exons. The record is from RefSeq and is a predicted model, not a curated record. Gene Ontology annotation, biological process: gene silencing by siRNA-directed DNA methylation. The coding region runs from base 1 to 897 and encodes 298 amino acids. Lineage: Eukaryota; Viridiplantae; Streptophyta; Magnoliopsida; Ranunculales; Papaveraceae.
AUGGAUUCUUCUUCUCCUACUCCAAAAAGAAAAAUAAAUGAUAUUUACUCAUCAGAAGAAAACACAUGUGAGAGCGAGAGUGAGAGUGAAAUGCCACGUUAUGAAGAAAAAGCAUAUCAAAAAUUACAAAAUGGUUUAGUUAUUGUAGCAGAAAGUAAUUCUAUGUAUAAAUGUCCUUAUUGUGUAGGUAAAAAAACAAAAACUUAUGCAUAUGACCAUUUAGUUCAACAUGCUAAGGAUUGUGGUAAGAUGAGAUCUUCCCUUAAAUUUCGAGAUAAAUCCAAUUAUAGGGCUCUAGCUCGCUAUUUGGAGAACAAAUCUGCUAAGGAGUUUUCCAGGGAUGUUGGUUCAUCAUCUACUGUGGUGGGUGAGAAGAAAUUUGUAUACCCAUGGAAAGUUGUUGUUGUGAGUAAGUUCAUAUAUAUUACUAAUAAGGCGAUUAAGGAGCAGUUGGCUGGGUUUAAGCCUGUGAAGGUGAUUGUGGAUUUUACGGAAGAUUGGUUGGGCUUUACUCAUGCAAUGUCUUUGGAGAGUGAGUAUAAUUGCAACCAAUUUUGGGAAAAACAUUAUGCUUUGGAUAACCUUGGUGGUUUGGUAAAGGAAGGUCUGUGUGCGUGGGUCGCUAAGGAGGACGAUUACUAUUCUGAAUGUCUUGUAGGGAAAAACUUGAGGAACAGUGGUAGUGCUUUAAAAACUAUUGAGGAUAUUGAAGCCGAUAAUGAAAGGCCACACAAUCAGAAAGUGUCGCAAUUAAAUGAUUUGAUCAAGAAGAAAAAUGAUGCCUUAGUAAAUGGUCAGGUUAUGGUCUGGAAGACCCGCCGCACUCUCAAUAACUUGGUGGCUCAACUUGAUGAGCUAAAUAUGGCGAAGGAUAUCUACGUCGAAAGUACAUUUUAG